CAUCCGGAUUUUUGGACUUUUACUGUAUAUAAUUCUUCUGUUUAUGAAACAGGGGCCAUUACAAACUUGCUGUGGUGGUAACUCAAUUUCGGGUGCAGUGGCGCUUGUACCCUUACUAUGGUGGUGACCUCAGUUGUUGACAACCAGACUAAUGUCUGAUUCAUGUUUUUUUUAUUGUUAAUGUAAUAGUCUUUUAAUAAUGUUGUUAUACAUUUAAAGACCUUAGUGUUAUCUUCCCCUCCCCCAUAUAUUCACUUUUUUCGGACUCAAAUUUUUCAGAUUGGGGUCUGCCCCAAUAAGUCCGAUUUAUCGAGGUUCUACUGUAAUUUGUUUACAGUACCUGUAUUUGGGUUAUCAAGUGUUACAAUUUAUUAUUAUCCUCAAAUAAAAGUAUGUUAUUCUAAAUAAUUUAAUUUCAGCUACGUGGCCUUGUACUCAUACCGAGGACGGAAGGCUGACGAGUUAGAGUUAAGGAAAGGUUACAUUUACACUGUGACAGAGAAGUGCCAGGAUGGCUGGUACAAGGGGCGCUGUAUUACUACUGACAGAACUGGUGUCUUCCCAGGCAAUUAUGUUCAAGUUGCCAAACCUCAGAUGAUUGCUGCAUAUUUGGCAAAGCGUAAUGCAAGAGGAUCAUCAAAUGUAAAUCUAGAAAACAACAGUGGAGGAGGAUCUUAUGGAGAAGCCAACAAUGAAGGAAAUUCGUCCUUAAUACCAGGUGCUGUGAGCUACACACGUCCCAGAUCAAGCCUUAGUUGUGGAUCAAAUGGGAAAAAAUCUGAUGGGUCUUGUGGUGAGAAUACAAGUCUCCUGGACACACCAGUCCAUUCUAUGGUUCCUACUCUCUCCCCAACUCACUCAUCGCCUCAUGCUGGGUCUCUCUCCCCUGGGGCGGCUGGUGGUCAAGGAAGUAGUAGUCCCCCUUCAUCGCUGCCACCAGAGUUGCCUCCGAGAUCUGUUAGUUCAUCCUUUGAGGGUUCAGCUCAACGUUCAGCUGGCCACACAUCAGCAUCUUGGCAUUCUUCCGCUCCAACUCCACAGGGGUUUUCAUUAAAUCAUAGAUCUGUAAGUGGAAUAAGCAAUGCUGUGUCACCCCCUCCAAAUGUUGCUCUUGGUGAGAGUAGUUGUGUUGCUAUGGGAAGCUCCUCAUCUUCAAAGUCUGACAAGAGAAGCACAAAAGAACGAUGUGGUGGUGGAGGUGGUGGGAUGAGCCUCAUGCGCAAAUUUGCUGGUAGCAGUAAAAAGAAAAGUAAAUCUCCACCUCCAUCAUACUCAAUGGACAAUCCCGUGUUUGAAGAUUCUACAGUGUCAACUAGUGUGCAACUUUUUCAUACCAGUCCACAUAAGCGUCGGUUAUCUAGGUAUACCUUGAACCUCUAUUCAAGAUUCCUGCCUCGAGAUUCCGAAGUUCUUUUGCCGACCAACACCACUGCCAACUUCAAUAUAUACAGUAUAUAAUAUAUUAUCUCAAUAAGCAUGAUUUCGAAUAUACUUUCUUCAGUACCUCAAGUUUUGGCGAUGUUGUGUUUGAUCAACUAUCAUAGCACUAUAGACAAAACAUUGGAGUAAAUUUUAUUAAUGACAUUCUCACUCUUGCUGACACCACCACUUCUCUUACCGCACAGUUAUUACUGGUUAAGGUUAGUUUAUUUAUGACAUUUUUACCGUAAAUGUUAAUUUGUUUAGGUUUUCUUUAAUAUUGUAAACAUAAAUCCAAGGAGUAAUUGAAGUAAAACUAGAAGUUUGUGGGUUACAGGUUUGCAUUCAUGCCUGUUAUGAUGCCUGGAGCCAAUGGUAGUCAGGCUAGCUGAUCCACAGAUUUAAGUUGCAUUUAUCAGUGGUAUUGCAUCACACACUGGAGCUUAUGCAUUUCAUUGCAGUCUUGGUUCUAGUUGUGAAUUUAAUAUACUGUAAAAUAUUAGUGGUAAGAAUUAUGAACAGCUCACAAUAGCAAACCUCAUGGCUGAAGAGAUGUGUAAUAUAGCAGAAUGACAGACUUGAACAUUGAUGACAGCCAGAUCUGUGUACAAUACCUCUUAUUAUUUUGUUUAAUUUUUAUUUAAUAAAGCUAAAAGAAAAAGCCUAAAAA
Molecule: messenger RNA, 2089 nt
Organism: Homarus americanus (American lobster)
Lineage: Eukaryota; Metazoa; Arthropoda; Malacostraca; Decapoda; Nephropidae
Product: protein abrupt-like
Exons: 6
Coding region: 595-1458 (287 amino acids)
Source: RefSeq, a predicted model, not a curated record